UAAACCAUUCAAGGUCGUUUCUGUUUUGCUGAAGGAACGUGAUAUGAUAUAAUGAAUGAAUCGACUCUACCGGAACUCAAACCAUGGGUAAAAUCAAGAAUUCUGUGAGAAAAACUUGUCCAGAAUGCGCUUACCAACAGGUUGCUGUUGCCUGUAAAUUUUGCCCAAAGUGUAAAUAUUCAUUUGUCGCCAAAAAGGAUACCUAUGUUCCUCCUCCCUCAGCGACGGAUCCUAAGAAAGAGGAAAACUCAAAAGAGCCAAAUCCAGACAACAGACGACGGACAGAGCGUGUCAAAAGAGUGAAACCUAACUUUUAUGAUGCUUCAGAGUUUGAAAGGAAACCAAAAAAGAGAAAAAGGGGUCGAGUCGCUGUUAAAGAUAAGAAUGAAGGAGGACUUAAAACAGCUACAACCUCUGAUCUAAGGCGGAAAAAACGUCAAAAAAGGAGGAAUGCAAAGAAAAAAGAGCGUGAUAAUGAACCAGCAAAGAUUUUAUUGACUCCAGAAAAAAUCCACCAGUGUUCGAUUAUUUUAGCUGAAUUAAAUCGUAAAAUGGCUAUCACAGCAUGGAGAAUAUAGGUGACUGUAAGUAUCAAGAGAUCAAACUUCAUCAAGAAUAAAUUUUGAUGGGGGAUGAAUGUUGUUUCAGUCUGAGACAGACAAAAUUAAUCUCAUCUCUUUGUGGUACAUCAGUAUGCAUUAAGAGUGACUUUGCCAUCGGUGAUGUAAUAAAUUCUGCACUCUUUCUAAUAUGAAGAAGUUUAUAUAAGCAAGUACAACAUUUCACAGGGUUCCUCAAAUCAGCAAGUUUUGGUAUUUUAUUCUGAUGAUUCAAUCUUGGCUACUCCAUGUAUUCAGGAGACUGCUUGGCAGUAGGAAAUAUCUUAGGUUACUUUUUGAAAAUUCGAACAUAAUGGGCUGAACCUGAGAUUAUUAUUUGCUGUUAGUCAUAAACUAGAUAUCAGCUCUAUAUGAUAGGAAUUAAAAAUUGCAGGAGUUGGAAGAUGUUACAUUUUAGCCAAAGCAUCACAAGCACCAUUUUUACCGAAAUUGAGUUAUGAAUAGUUUCAAAAUUACGAGAUGCAAUUAUUACGAAAAUAAUACGUUUUUCAGAAUGAAAAUGUAGGAAUAUGAAUAAAAAUCGAUUACAGUUUAUCUAGUUACGUAUCACAAGCGCCAUUUGGGAGAGAAGGAUCACAAGCGCCAAGUUCGGCAACCGCCCACCUUUCUGACUGUUAACAAUUUUUGUCACAGCAAUCCUCAGAAUGACUUGAAUUUAAAUUAUUUUCGUAUGUAUAUGGAUCUCGGUAUUUUGAAUAUAAAAUUUUUUUAGAAUAAAAAUAAAUAAGUAAGGAAAA
Molecule: messenger RNA, 1357 nt
Organism: Bemisia tabaci
Lineage: Eukaryota; Metazoa; Arthropoda; Insecta; Hemiptera; Aleyrodidae
Source: RefSeq, a predicted model, not a curated record